UAAGCCCCAGUCUUCACCCUGCCGGCAGAGAGGUGCUGCCAUGGCAACCAAAGCAGGGGACAACCCGGAGUCACUGAUGGCUCUGUCCACUGAGUACUGCCUGCGGAACCUGAAGGGCACCCUGUGCUACCUGCUGGACAACAAGACACUCCGGCUGCAUCCCGAGGUGUUCCUGCCCAGCGAGAUCUGCGACAAGCUCGUCAACGCGUAUAUGGAGCUGGUGCACACAGACAGUAACUUCGAGACGUACAAGAACUUCUUCCUGCUGUUCUCUGACCCACGCAGCACCAGACUGACCCGAGUCCAGCUGAGAGAGAACACAGUGCAGGACCAAGACUUGGAGGCCAUUGGGAGACAGGACUUGAUCGAGCUCCACCUUACCAACUGCGAGAAGCUGACAGCCAGGAGCCUAAAGACUCUGGUCAACUUCCGCCAGACGCUGGUGUCCCUGAGCCUCUUCGGGUGCAGCAAUAUCUUCUACAAGGACGACAGCCCCCGGGGCUAUGAUGACACUGACCGCCUGGUCAACCCCAUCCGCCAGGUGCUGGUGACGGACUUCACCUUCCGGGGCUUCAGCCGCCUGCGGCUGCUCAACCUGGGGGGGCUGACGGAGGAGGUGGACGUGGAGGCGCUGCUGCAGCCGCUGGCCUCGCUGACCUCCCUCGACCUGUCCUGCGUCCAGCUGCCCAAAGUGACAUUCCUCACCCAGUGGAAGGACCGGCUGGCCUCCCUCGUGCUUUACAACGUGGACCUGUCGGAAGAGCACAUGUUCACCGUGGUGCAGCUGGUCCACCUCCGGCACCUGGACGUCUCCCGUGACCGGCAGCGCGACCGGCAGGGAGGCUACAAGUUCAAGCUGACCGGGAAGGUCCUGACCAUAAUCGUACAGCGUCUGGUCAACCUGGUCUCGCUGGACAUCUCCGGCCACGUCAUGCAGGACAACUGUGCCGUUCCUCAUUCCGAGGAAGCUAUGGGGCGUCCCAGCAUCGAGCCGUCCAAGAGCAGUAUCUACCCGCUUCGGGAGCUGAAGAGACCUCUGCAGUUCCUGGGCCUGCUGGACACCACUCUCUGCAACCUGACGCACAUUCCAGCCUAUAAGGUCACUGGUGCGAAAAACGAAGACCAGAUUCUCAACGCUAUUGAGGCCUACACAGAAUACCGGCCGGAGGUGGCGUCGCGAGCGAUCAACCAUCUCUUCGACAUCGCCAGGAUACAGCACUGCAGCCAGCUACUCAGGGCACUCCAGCUGGUGAUCUCCGCCCUCAGGUGUCACAAGUACGACAAGAGCAUCCAGGUGACGGGCAGCGCCGCGCUGUUCUACCUGACCAACACCGAGUACCGCAUGGACCAGAGCGUCCGGCUGCGCCGCCAGGUCAUCCAGGUGGUGCUCAACGGCAUGGAGCACUACCAGGAGGUGACGGUGCAGAGGAACUGCUGCCUGACGCUCUGCAACUUCAGCAUCCCGGAAGAGCUGGAGUUCCAGUAUCGCCGCGUCAACCAGCUGCUGCUCAAGAUCCUCAACUCCUCGCGGGACGACGAGUCCAUCCAGCGCAUCGCCGUGCACCUCUGCAACGCGCUGGUCUGCCAGGUCGACAACGACCACAAGGAGGCUGUGGGCAAGAUGGGCUUCGUCACGACAAUGUUGCAACUGAUUCAGCGAAAACUCUGCGACAAGAUGUGCGACCAGGUGAUGGAGUUCUCAUGGAGCGCGCUCUGGAACAUCACCGACGAGACGCCGGACAACUGCGAGAUGUUCCUCAACUGCAGCGGCAUGAAGCUCUUCCUGGAGUGCCUGGAAGCCUUCCCUGACAAGCAGGAGCUUCACAGGAACAUGCUGGGGCUGCUGGGCAACGUGGCGGAGGUGCAGGCGCUCAGGCCCCAGCUGCUGACACCGCAGUUCAUCACAGUGUUCAGUGACCUGCUGAACAGCAAGGCGGAUGGGAUCGAGGUGUCGUACAACGCCUGCGGCGUCCUGUCCCACAUCAUGUUCGAUGGGCCUGAGGUUUGGACCAUGGAGGAGCCCCUCCGAGACGAGGUGAUGGAGCGAAUGUGGAGCGCCAUCCAGAGCUGGGACGUCAACUCUCGCAGGAAUAUCAACUACAGGUCUUUCGAGCCGAUUCUGCGCCUCCUGCCCCAGAGCAUCGCUCCCGUCAGCCAGCACUGGGCCACCUGGGCGCUGUACAACCUCGUCUCCGUCUACCCAAGCAAGUACUGCCCCUUGCUGAUCAAGGAGGGGGGCAUUGACCUCCUGCAGCAGGUUCUGGACCUGGACAGUGCCCAGGAGGAGACCAAGGACAUGGCUCGGAAAGUCAUGGAGCACUGUGGCAACUUCAAAGAAGACCCCAUGGACACUACAAGGUAAACAGGAACGUGGCAACGAGAGCACGGCGCCGGAAAAGGAUCAGUCCGGCAGACAAAAGAAGAAGACUUUUUUUCUCCUCAUCCACAUUCUGUGUCUGCCUUGAUUUACUGUAACUACAGGGGAGCUGAGGAACUUCUGAUUUCUCUGCCGUGUUUCCAGAAGGAACCUGAAGUGUGAGACACCAGCAGGAGAGGUGUGAUGCACGGGGGUGUGGUGUUUUAGUCAUUUCCUUUUUUGUGUUGCACAUGGUUAAACUUUACUUGUACAAGUGAUGAGGUUGUAUUUUUUUUUUCUGUUUCCAGUUGGUUUUUCUUUGUUUUUAUAAAGAAAAAAAUUUGGGAGUUGUUUAUUACUUUUACUGUAAAAAUAAGGAAAAAAAAAGAUGUGCUUCCACUGUUUCCCUUCCUGGUCCUGAGGUCUUUGGUACAUGACCACAAUAUAAGCUCUGCUCUUGAAGAACAGUCUUUUUGGAGAAUCCCAGAGACGCUCUGAACUCAUGUUCUUUUAAUCUUGGCGUUUCUCCUUCGAACAGGAAUUGUCAUUUCUGCCAUGAAGGCUCAGUGCAGCAUGAACUGCAGCUCUUACGAUGGAUUUUGUGUAUCAGGAAAAUCCUGGACUGAGUUCUGACCUGCAAAUUUGUCUUUUUAGACGUGCAUGUUAUGUGCAUUCAUUCAUUUCUUCCUCCUGGUGUGGAUUGGGAGUAGGUUGAAAGCAGCUCAGAUUGAUAUAAUGUCUUCCCAGUCAUUCGAAAGAGCUUGUCCUACAUGAGGAAGAUAUUCAGUUGUGAUGUACAGAAUUGUUCUUUUUUGACAUAGUUAUAAGCACUCCUACAGUUAUCUCCUACAAAAGUAGAAUUGUCCUUUCUUGUAAAGAUAGCAAAUCUUACUCCUGAUGAAAUGAUUCAGGCCACCACAAUGGCGUAUUAAAUCUAUAUAGAGACUCUGGAAGUGUUUUGUGAACACAUUUGCUCAUCGCACUUUUGUAAUUGAAGAUUUUACAGCUGAUUUCUGUUUUUUUUUUAAUAAUAGUGUAUUUAUAUGCGGAAAGUGAAAUAGGAAUUCUAUUACUGUUUUAAACAAAAGUAAGAGUGGAUUUUCAAAAAUCUGUAUCUUGAGAUCUUGGUCUCUUGGAGCUUCAUUUUUUUUUUUUUGCAAACCACCUUGAUGAGAUUACACUGCAGUUAUCUAAUCCUACACCAAGGGCAUCAAGCACACUGGGGAUGAGUCCCGGUCCCCGAGGAUCGUAGUCUAACUGUUACCACUUUAUAUGCUUAAUUGAAUUGAAAAUGAUUUCGUAAGGGCGGCACGGUAGCUCAGCGCUUAGCCUUGCUGUCUUGUACCACUGGGGCUCCAGUGGGGUACUGUCUGUGGGUUUCCCCUGGGUUCUCCAGUUUCUUCCCACAGUCCACAAAAAGUCCUGGUAGGUUAAUUGGCUUCUGGGAGAAGUCUGUGUGAUGGCCUGGCGUCCCCUCCAGGGGGUACCCUGCCUUGCGCCUGUUGUUUGCUGGAAUAGGCUCCAGCUCCCCUGUGACCCUGGAUUGGAAGAAGCAGUAUGAAUUUGGGAUUAUUUUGUGGCCUGAAGACGUGAAAAGUGAUGUGCAGGUGUUAAGAUGGAGGUGGGUGGUUUAAAGAGACUUGCGACGUCUGCAAGGCCGGGGCUCUCCAGGGCUCGGGCUGGCCUCCGCAGAUGCAGCAUUAGAUUCAUCUACUCUUUGAAAAUGAUCUGGUGUUGUGCGUUGCCUCGAUUUACAGCUGCUUCCAGUUUAGAGCUGAUUUGAAAAUGGCUAAAACCAGUCAUUUGACUGUAGCAUCUCAACAGAGAAGUUCUAAAAACCUUGUGCUUCAAGCUCACUUUAAAUUUUACUGUUCUCCAUAGCUAUUACCCAGCAGGGAGUGAGGGCUGGGAUGAGUUCCGAUACUACAGUAUGUGUGGAACUGCUGAACCCAUGUGCAUUUCCCGGGAUACCUACAUGGCUCUUCCUAGUUAUAGGGUGGAAAAGGUGUUUUACGAUACAGCUUAUGGAGAAUUCACUCAGUCUUGUGCCCUUAACUAAAGAUGGAAAUAUUGGAAACAUGUUUAAUGAGCUUAAAAACAAAGCUUAUUUCAAUGCCCCCUGGUGUAACAGUGUCUGAUUCUGGUUGCAGCACGGCUCCGCAGGGGAUACAGAGGGACUGAUGAGGACGUCUGGGUGGCCAGACAGAUAAAAAUCAGAGUUUUCCACUAGAUUUUUUUCAAAGGCAUGUGGAUGAGAAGAAAAAUCUCCCCCCCCCUCA
Molecule: messenger RNA, 4635 nt
Organism: Lepisosteus oculatus (spotted gar)
Lineage: Eukaryota; Metazoa; Chordata; Actinopteri; Semionotiformes; Lepisosteidae
Gene: zer1
Product: zyg-11 related, cell cycle regulator
Cellular component (GO): Cul2-RING ubiquitin ligase complex
Molecular function (GO): protein binding
Source: RefSeq, a predicted model, not a curated record